AUGUCACAACGCAAUGGGCGUGUUUUAUUACAAGAAUCAAGCAAGUUUAGGAAGAAGGAGUUUACAGCAUGCUUCAGUGAUUAUGCUGAUGGAGUAUCUAGUGGCCGGGAUACGGAUUCGCCCAAGUUUGCAAUUUUGAAUGAUUUACUCCAAAAUCCAAGUUUGAGUGCAACAGCAAACUCUAUCAAUUGUCUGCUGACUUAUAUCGAAAGGGAAGGCUAUUGGCUUCCUCAGGAGGGAACGUAUUUUGAUUCCAUUUUGAAUGUAGAAUCAUUGGAUUUUAAGAAUAAAAUGUUCUUAGAUGAUGAUACUUUUCAUUCAUUACAGAUAUUCCCUCCAUAUGAAAGUUCAGCAAACGACUCUAUUUCAAAGAAUGCACAUUUGUCGAUUUUCGAACUAUUGGACCAUACUACUACGCAGACCAGUAAACGGCUGCUAAAGUCAUGGCUCCUUAGUCCAUUGACAGAUCUUAAAGAGAUUGAAGCAAGAUAUCAAGUGAUUGAGACUUUCCACCAAGAAUACAAUUCUGCUACCUUUGAACAAUUGAGGAGACAAUUAAAAGGUUUGCCUAAUAUCUCCUCCAUUAUAAAUAGCUUCUACACAGGAAGAACAAAACUAAACACAUGGAGUUCCUUGAGACGAUACCUGGAAAGUUCCAUUGAAAUAUACCAUUUGGUGAUUCUAAUAAAAGCUGCUGGGAAUGUUAAUCUCUUUCAAAGGAUAACGGAUUUAUUGGAUCCUGAUGUUCUACGAACACUGCUUCAUUCAUUAGAUGCAGCAAUAGAUUUUGCAGUGUCUCAAGACAUGAAUGCAAUAAUUAUUAAAAAUGGCGUCCACCAAGAUCUGGACGAUCACAGAAAGGUAUAUGACGAAUUGGAAAAGAUUCUAUCAGUUGUUGCCAAAGAAGCAGAGUAUAUUAUCGUUAACUUACUUGAUGAAGAGGAAAAAUACAAUUUUGCGAAGCAGAAUAGUAACAACAACUUUAUCAAUGCUGUAUAUGUACCACAAUUGGGAUAUUUGAUUACGGUUGAUAUCGAAUUAGAAUCCAUUUUGAAUAAUAAUGCACAGUUAAGAUGGCGAGAAAUGUUUAGGACGUCCACAACAAUUUACUUUAAAAAUGAAGAGGUUACGAAUAUGGAUCAAUAUUAUGGUGAUAUAUAUGCCCUAAUAUCUGACUUAGAGAUUGAAAUAUUAUAUUCGUUACAAAAAGAGGUUUUGAAGCACAAGAAGAUGUUGAUCGACAGUUGCAUGUGCUUUUCAGAGUUAGAGGUCCUUUCCAGCUUUGCGCAUGUAAGCGAACUACAUAAGUACAGUAAACCAGAAUUGACCGAGGAAAAUUGCAUUUUAAAAAUUAAGGGAGGCCGACAUGCGCUAUAUGAAACCAUUGUGGAUACUUAUAUUUCCAACGAUUUUGACCUCGAUGGUGGAUCAUUCAGCGAUAAAGAUUGGUGCAGCCAUAAUUACAAUAGGGUUGCAGUCUUGACAGGCGCAAACGCUUCCGGAAAAUCUGUUUUUUUAACCCAAAAUGGUCUAAUUGCGUACAUGGCUCAUAUAGGAUGUUAUGUCCCCGCUACAUCAGCUAAAAUUGGCGUCGUUGAUAAAAUAUUAACUAGAAUUAAAACCAGAGAAACUGUUCUGAAAACCCAAAGUACAUUUCAAUUGGAUGCACAACAGAUGGCAAAAUGUAUCGGCUUGAUGACAGAGAAGAGUCUUUUGCUAAUCGACGAGUUUGGUAAGGGCACGGACAUUAUUGACGGCCCUGCAUUAUUUGGCGCAAUUAUAUCACAUUUGGGAAAAAAUGAACGGUGCCCUAGAACGAUUGCUUGUACACAUUAUAAUGAAUUAUUUGGACCUGCAAUUCUUACAGAUUCUAUUCCUGGUGUUGUUCACUUCCAAACACAAAUCUUAUUAAACUCUGUAUCAGCUAGUGGUAAAAUUGAUGCAACGAUAUUAAAUGAGGGUAUUACUUUCCUUUAUAAAGUAUCUAAAGGGCUUGCCAAAAGUUCUUUUGGUGUUUAUUGUGCAAAAAUUUGCGGCUUGAACGAGAAUAUAGUAUCAAGGGCAGAACAUCUAGUAAAAUUGAUCAAUGAUGGAGAGGAUCUUGUCGAAUAUUGCGGCAAACCGACACCUGAAGAAUUGGCAAAAUUUCAAGAGAAUCAAGAGGUUGUUAAGCGAUUUCUCAGCUGGGAUCUGGAUCUUGAAACAAAUUUAGAAUCUUCAAUCCUUCGUGAAAAGCUUGGUAUGAUAUUAGAAACACCCCAAACCAGACCUGUUAGCGAGCAGAUGAAUAACACUUCAGAGUUAUUCAUAAAAGAGUGA
Molecule: messenger RNA, 2319 nt
Organism: Eremothecium cymbalariae DBVPG#7215
Lineage: Eukaryota; Fungi; Ascomycota; Saccharomycetes; Saccharomycetales; Saccharomycetaceae
Gene: MSH5
Product: MutS family protein MSH5
Exons: 1
Coding region: 1-2319 (772 amino acids)
Biological process (GO): chiasma assembly; mismatch repair
Cellular component (GO): nucleus
Molecular function (GO): ATP-dependent DNA damage sensor activity; ATP binding; mismatched DNA binding
Source: RefSeq, a predicted model, not a curated record